Messenger RNA from Solanum stenotomum, 1437 nucleotides. RefSeq names its product serine/threonine-protein phosphatase 2A 65 kDa regulatory subunit A gamma isoform-like. Gene Ontology annotation, cellular component: protein phosphatase type 2A complex; cytoplasm. NCBI's taxonomy places the organism in Eukaryota, Viridiplantae, Streptophyta, Magnoliopsida, Solanales, Solanaceae. The record is from RefSeq and is a predicted model, not a curated record. Bases 1 to 1437 code for a protein of 478 amino acids. Gene Ontology annotation, molecular function: protein phosphatase regulator activity; protein binding. The transcript has 8 exons. Gene Ontology annotation, biological process: protein dephosphorylation.
AUGAAUGUGGAGAAAGUGAUGGAGGGUAUAGCUACCUUGCAAUUGGAUUCGUUUUUGCAAUUAACCUCUCUCGCUCAAGAUCUAGGCCCUGUUAGAACAAGAUUAGAGUUGAUUCCGCUACUGUGUCGAGUUCAAGAUGAUGACCCAAGUUACCUUCUAAUAAUUCUGGCCCACUACUUGGGCAACUUCAUUCCAUUAGUGGGAGGGAUUGAUCAUGGUUACGUUUUGCUUAUACCCUUGGAGAAUAUUUGCACGGCAGAGAAUAAUGAUGUUCGAGAAAAAGUAAUGGAGUCUCUUUGCACCAUAGGUAGCCAGCUUAGGGAAGAACACAGUACAGAAUACUUCAACCCGUUAGUAAAGAGAUUAGCUACAGCAGAACAAAUAUGGUCUACAGCCCGAGCCACUUCAUGUGGGUUAUUUCACAUAGCUUAUGCCAAUGCCUCAGUUUCAUUACAAAACGAGCUGAAAACAUUAUACAUCAAACUAUGUCGGGAUCCUUCGAAUAGGGUGAGGGAAGCAGCUGCAAUAAAAAUUGGAAAAUUUGCUGCGACUAUUGAGCAACCGCAUACACAAAAAGAGAGUAAUAUUAUAGUGGAUAAGGAAACCAAUGAACAUUCUGUUGGGAUAUCAGCUGUGAAGGGGGGUUGUUCAGCUUCAAGGAAGCUAUUGGAGCCACAAGAAUUGGUAGUUGAGCAUGCUCAGGAUGAAUAUUGGGGAGUUUUUCCUAUGAUACCAGAAGAACUAAAUGAACUGUGUAAGGCAGUUGGACCAGAUGCUACCAGGACGGAUUUGGUUUCUGCCUAUCUCUGGCUACUUUGUGAUGAUGAUGACGAAGUCCGAAGAGCUGCUGCUGGUCAGCUCAACCUGUUUUGCCAAAUGUUGAGUCCUGAACUUCUUUUCAAGAAAAUCCUUUCUUGUGUCAUGGUAUUCUCGUUACCAGAUCCAUCCCAGUAUGCUGUUUCAGCUAGGGCUACCUAUUUGGUCUUUUCCUUAGGAAAGAUAUGCAUGAUUAUGCACAGAGAACAAUUAGCUUUGAGUUGGGUAUUGGAUUGUUUGAUGUCUUGUUGGAGAACAAGACUCAAAUUUGCCUCUGAGCAAAGUAACCGUCAUCCGAUCGAGCAUCUAAUUCUUGUGGAUAAGUUUACGUUCCUAGUGGUCUCCAUGUUGUUGUCUCUAUGUGACAAUGAUGAAAGUUUGCUCGGUCUGAUUUCCAGCAAAGUAAUCUGUUCAGAUUUAUUCAAGGUUCUGGCAAGGGCGGAGAGGUUUAUAGUCCGGGAUGAUGUUGUAACUUCAGAAGUUUUGAGGGCUGAGAAGCAAAUAGGCCAUGGUGAUGUUGUCAAGGGAUUGCAUGAGUUCCUCACCAAAGUCAUAGAUUACCAGUUUACUGUUGCCUUCAAGAACUAUGUUUUUCUAUUUGAUGGAAUUAACUUUUUCUAG